GACACACACUCUGAGGGCGCUGAGCAGGGAGUAUAAAAGGGGCAUCCUUCCCACUCAGCGCAGAAGUGCUCUCACUCUCACACACUCCUAUAAACGCGCUGAAGAUCUUUUCUCAAGAUGAAUGCUGGGCUGUGUGUGUGUGUCGUGCUGGCAGUCCUGUGUGCGAGCUGUUUGGGGCUCCCCUUCUCCUCCCAGCCAUUAGACGAGGGCCAGCGCCCCAUCUCUGCUCUCUCUGAAGCUGUCCUUGAGGCUGACACCCACACCUUGGGAGAUCUCCACCUCCGACACAGGCGCUCUGCCCCCCAGCUGAAAGCUCUUCCUCUGGCUGAGGAGGAUGCAGACUCCCGGGCCAAUCUCAGUGAGCUGCUCGCUAGACUCAUCUCCUCCAGGAAAGGUUCUGUGCGCAGAAACUCCACGGCAAACAGCAAAGGCGUCGGACCGAGUGCCAACCACCGGAUAGCAGACAGGGACUACUUAGGCUGGAUGGAUUUCGGCCGCCGCAGUGCAGAGGAGUAUGAGUACUCCUCAUAAGGGGAAGCCAUGGCUCACACGACCACCACCAUAUGGGCACAAGAUAAAAAGAAGAAAAAAAAACCCUGCGCAAGCUGUCUCACAAUAAGAGUCUAUUUAUGAUGUAUUUGUUGUACAUUUGUUUGUAAAACUGUAAUAAUGCAAUAUACAUACAGUAUGCCAAAUUUUGCAGAAAAGCUCUCACUGUCCAACUUUCUUCGUUUUUCUCUGGUUUCUUUAUCAUUCAAAGUGGAAAGGAGUCGGAUGGUGUCAGGGCUUGUGGAAAGUAACCAAAUAAAGAUUUAAACUAUC
This is a messenger RNA of Pundamilia nyererei, 822 nucleotides long. Its product is annotated as cholecystokinin. Gene Ontology annotation, biological process: digestion. The record is from RefSeq and is a predicted model, not a curated record. Gene Ontology annotation, molecular function: neuropeptide hormone activity. Gene Ontology annotation, cellular component: extracellular region; axon. Lineage: Eukaryota; Metazoa; Chordata; Actinopteri; Cichliformes; Cichlidae. The coding region runs from base 118 to 531 and encodes 137 amino acids. The transcript has 4 exons.